AUGAUGGAGUCCACAUACGGCGAGACGCUCACAGACCUCAACGCUUCAGUGGGUGAAAAAGAAGCUGUCGAUAGCAGCUGGUUUAUGAAGCCAGAAAUCACCGCCAUCAAUGACCGCGAUCAAGCUUCCGGUUUCCAAGCCCGCGAGCUCGGAGUCACAUUCCAGAAUCUCACUGUCGAGGCUAUCAGUGCUGAUGCAGCCAUCCACGAAAAUGUCGUCUCCCAGUUCAACAUCCCCAAACUGAUAAAGGAAUCUCGCCAAAAGCCGCCUUUGAAGAAAAUCCUCGACAAUGCUCAUGGAUGUGUCAAGCCCGGGGAGAUGCUCCUCGUGCUGGGUCGACCAGGGUCCGGAUGUACCACACUACUCAACAUGUUGGCCAACCGACGACAUGGAUAUGCUCAGAUUUCCGGCGACGUUUCCUUUGGUUCCAUGAAGGCCGAAGAGGCAAAACGCUAUCGGGGCCAAAUUAUCAUGAACACUGAAGAGGAAAUCUUCUUCCCAUCUUUGACUGUGGGACAGACUAUGGACUUUGCAACACGAUUAAAGGUACCAUAUAAUCUACCCAAUGGUAUCACUAGCCAGGAGGAAAUUCGCCAGGAGACCCGAAAGUUUCUACUCAAGUCCAUGGGUAUUGAGCACACGGAAGAUACCAAAGUCGGCGAUGCUUUUGUCCGAGGUGUUUCUGGAGGAGAACGAAAGCGAGUAUCCAUCAUCGAGUGUCUCGCAUCCAAGGGCAGUGUCUUUUGCUGGGAUAACUCAACGCGUGGUCUUGAUGCCAGCACUGCUCUCGAGUGGGCAAAGGCCGUUCGAGCCAUGACCGAUGUCCUCGGCUUAGCUUCCAUCGUUACUCUAUACCAAGCCGGCAACGGUAUCUAUAACCUCUUCGACAAAGUUCUUGUUUUGGACGAAGGCAAAGAGAUCUACUACGGCCCCAUGCGCGAGGCUCGACCAUUCAUGGAGAACCUGGGCUUCAUCUGCGACGAUGGAGCCAACGUGGCUGACUUCCUCACCGGUGUGACCGUCCCUACCGAGAGAAAAGUCCGAGACGAGAUGAAGCUCAAGUUUCCCCGAACUGCAGGCGCCAUCCGCAGCGAAUACGAAAACACUGCUGUUUACAACCAAGCGAUAGCUGAAUACAACUACCCGACAACAGAGGAGGCGCAGACCAAGACCAAGUUGUUCCAAGAGGGCGUUGCCUAUGAAAAGGACAAGGGAUUGCCGGCAUCAAGCUCAUUCACAGUGAGCUUUUGGACUCAAGUGCGGACAUGUAUCAAGCGACAAUACCAGAUCAUCUGGGGUGACAAGGCAACUUUCUUCAUCAAGCAGUUCUCUACCAUUGUUCAAGCACUCAUUGCUGGUUCGCUUUUCUACAACGCUCCCGACACUACCGGAGGAUUAUUCGUGAAGUCCGGAGCUUGUUUCUUCGCUUUGCUUUUCAAUGCGCUGCUGUCCAUGUCCGAAGUCACCGAGUCAUUCAAAGGCCGCCCUGUCCUGAUUAAACACAAGUCAUUCGCAUACUUCCACCCCGCAGCCUUUUGCAUUGCGCAGAUUGCUGCUGAUAUCCCCGUCAUCCUGGUGCAAGUCUCUGCCUUCUCUCUGAUUCUGUAUUUCAUGGUUGGUUUGACAAUGUCUGCGGGCCACUUCUUCACUUUCUGGAUCAUUGUUGUGGCUACCACUUUCUGUAUGACUGCCCUUUUCAGAGCCAUCGGUGCAGCUUUCAGCACGUUUGAUGGCGCAUCCAAGGUUUCAGGUCUGAUCAUUUCUGCUACCAUCAUGUACAACGGCUACAUGAUUCAGAAGCCACGCAUGCACCCCUGGUUUGUCUGGCUCUUCUGGAUCGACCCAAUGGCUUAUGGAUUCGAUGCCAUUCUCUCAAACGAGUUUCACGGCAAGAUCAUCCCUUGUGUCGGCCCUAACAUUGUUCCCAAUGGCCCCGGUUUCACUGAUGCAGGCGCUCAAGCUUGUGCUGGUGUAGGUGGUGCCGUUCCGGGACAGACUUUUGUCGAUGGCGACUUGUACCUUGCGUCACUCUCUUACAGCCAUUCGCACGUAUGGAGGAACUUUGGAAUCAUCUGGGCAUGGUGGGCUCUGUUUGUGGCCAUUACCAUUUUCUUCACCACAAAGUGGAAGUUGUCGUCUGAGAACGGACCCAGCUUGCUUAUUCCCCGAGAGCAGUCCAAGCUUGUCAAGGCUGUUCGACAAGUCGACGAAGAGGGCCAGGUGUCGUCAGAAUCAGGUCACGUUUCAGAGAAGGAUGAUGCCACCGUCAAUGCCCAGUCCGAUAACAACUCGACUGAUGAUACCGUGGCCGCCCAAGGCAACCUCAUUCGCAAUUCCUCCGUUUUCACGUGGAAGAACCUCUGUUACACUGUCAAGACACCCUCAGGCGACCGUCUGUUGCUAGAUAACGUCCAAGGCUGGGUUAAGCCUGGAAACCUGACUGCUUUGAUGGGAUCGUCUGGUGCUGGAAAGACUACAUUGCUUGAUGUCCUUGCUCAGCGAAAGACUGAAGGUACUAUUCGUGGCUCCAUCCAGGUUGACGGUCGACCACUGCCCGUCUCUUUCCAACGAUCUGCCGGUUACUGUGAACAGCUCGAUGUGCACGAGGCCUACGCCACUGUCCGAGAAGCUUUGGAAUUCUCUGCUCUGCUCCGACAGAGCCGUGAUACGCCACGUGAGGAGAAGUUAGCCUAUGUAAACACCAUUAUCGAUCUCUUGGAACUUCACGAUAUUGCCGACACUUUGAUUGGCGAAGUAGGCGCGGGAUUGAGCGUUGAACAGCGCAAGCGUGUCACAAUUGGUGUUGAACUUGUCUCUAAGCCUAGCAUUUUGAUCUUCCUGGACGAGCCUACUUCUGGUCUGGAUGGCCAGUCUGCCUACCACACUGUCCGCUUCUUACGAAAGCUCGCUGCCGUCGGUCAAGCCGUUUUAGUCACGAUCCACCAGCCUUCUGCUCAACUGUUUGCUCAAUUCGAUACGCUUUUGUUGCUCGCAAAGGGUGGCAAGACUGUUUAUUUCGGAGAGAUUGGUGAUCAGGCCAAGGUCGUUAAGGAAUACUUUGCCCGUUACGAUGCCGCGUGCCCAACAGAGGUGAACCCUGCUGAGCACAUGAUUGACGUGGUUUCAGGACAGCUUUCCCAGGGCAAGGAUUGGAACGAGGUCUGGCUCGCAUCUCCCGAGUAUUCCAACAUGACCACGGAGCUUGAUCGAAUCAUUGACGAGGCUGCAUCGAAGCCUCCUGGUACUGUGGAUGACGGUAAUGAAUUCGCUACAACCCUCUGGGAGCAGACCAAGCUUGUCACUCAACGCAUGAAUGUCAGCUUGUACCGCAACGCCGACUACGUCAACAACAAGUUCGCUCUGCACAUCUUCUCGGCUCUGUUCAACGGCUUCUCUUUCUGGAUGAUCAAGGACUCCAUUGGCGAUUUGCAGCUGAAGCUCUUCACUAUCUUCAACUUCAUUUUCGUCGCGCCUGGUGUACUUGCCCAGCUGCAACCUCUCUUCAUCCACCGCCGAAACAUUUUCGAAACACGCGAGAAGAAGUCCAAGAUGUACUCAUGGAUUGCUUUUGUAACUGCUCUUAUUGUUUCGGAGAUUCCUUACCUCAUCGUCUGCGCCGUGCUCUACUUUGUGUGCUGGUAUUACACUGUGGGUUUCCCCGGCGACUCUCAUCGCGCCGGAGGAACCUUCUUUGUCAUGCUCUGUUAUGAGUUCCUCUACACCGGUAUGGGUCAGUUCAUUGCUGCGUACGCGCCUAACGAAGUCUUUGCUGUCUUGGCGAACCCUGUCGUCAUCGGAACCCUCGUGUCCUUUUGUGGUGUCUUGGUGCCUUAUGCCCAGAUUCAAGAGUUUUGGAGAUACUGGAUUUACUACCUCAAUCCUUUCAACUAUCUCAUGGGAAGCAUGUUGGUUUUCAACCUGUGGGGAGCCGAAAUCAAGUGUGCCGAGCACGAAUUCGCCACUUUCAAUCCUCCCAACGGCACAACCUGCGGAGACUAUCUCAAGGACUACUUGGCAGCAGGCCCAGGCGCAGUGGCAGAUCUCAUUAACCCCAGCGCCACGGCCAACUGCCAAGUGUGCUCAUACUCCAAGGGCCAAGAUUAUCUUCGCACGUUGAACCUGAAAGAAUACUACUACGGCUGGCGAGAUGCUGGUAUCGUGGUGCUGAUGGUGUUUAGCUCGUACGCUUUGGUGUACCUGCUGAUGAAGCUCCGAACGAAGAUGUCCAAGAAGGCUGAGUAG
Molecule: messenger RNA, 4242 nt
Organism: Trichoderma gamsii
Lineage: Eukaryota; Fungi; Ascomycota; Sordariomycetes; Hypocreales; Hypocreaceae
Exons: 3
Coding region: 1-4242 (1413 amino acids)
Biological process (GO): transmembrane transport
Cellular component (GO): membrane
Molecular function (GO): ATP hydrolysis activity; ABC-type transporter activity; ATP binding
Source: RefSeq, a predicted model, not a curated record